Molecule: messenger RNA, 1578 nt
Organism: Sphaerodactylus townsendi
Lineage: Eukaryota; Metazoa; Chordata; Lepidosauria; Squamata; Sphaerodactylidae
Product: oligophrenin-1-like
Exons: 2
Coding region: 59-511 (150 amino acids)
Source: RefSeq, a predicted model, not a curated record
UGAUUCGGCUUUUCUUUUAGCAGGUGGCAGCCACGGCGCAACUCCCAAUGGUCUCGCUAUGCCCAGUUACACAGAAGCUCCCAGGCCACUCCAGCGCAGCAGGCUGCCCAGCCAGAGGCCAGUUGAGCAAGACCCCGGGAAGCUCAGUUCAGAAAGCAAGGCCGAGCCAUGUGCAGAGGUGGAUGUAGGCAGGCUGGUGUCCAGGCUGCAGGACAAGGGGACUAAGUUUGCCAGCAAAGCUGCCAAUGGCCUCGCGCCUGGCACUGCCUCUCUGAAGGGGUCCUCUGGCCACAUGAAGAGGCCUGCUCCAAGACCCGGGGUUUGCGGCAAGGAGGCCUUAGGGGAUUCUGACGGCUUCGCUCGAGUGCGCUCUCCCGGAGAGAAACCAACCAUCACGCGUCCUCCAGUGAGACCCCCAGACCCUCCCUGCAAAGCCCCCGUGACCCAGAAGUUGGAGACAAAGCCAGAGCUUUUGACCAGUGGGCCAGGAGAAGCUCUUCCCUCUGUGUGAGUAGCAAGCCAGUGUCAGGCCUGGGUUUCAGAGGCCAGAGGCGGGGAGGGGGGAAUGGGGAGGCAGAGAUCAUGCACUCCAGACUGCAGUGGAAGAUCUCUUUAGAAGAUCUUGCUCUAAAAAGCCCCCUUCCUGUGCAUGAUGCUGAUUUUGUAUGUGUGGGCAUCCAGUUUUUAAGCAAAAGGACAUCCACAGCUGAGAUCUCACCUGCAGUCUCCAAGGAGGGCAUUACCAGGCCUCAACUCCUUCUCCUGCAUGUGUGAACCAAGCCUAAGUCAAAGUGGAGGAACGAUUUGGGGGAUCUGCUCCUGUGCAGCUAGCAGGACCUGAAGAGGCUGCUGGAGGGCUGGGCAAAGCUGCAGGGGUGGAGCAGGGGCAUCAGGUUAGGUAGCAGCCUGCAGGUGGAAUUAUACCUGGUCUCUAGGUGAGAGAGCAUUUCUCCUGGAGGAUAUGCUUGCUUCAGAGGGUGGGCUCAAUGGCAUUAUGCCACAUUGAGAUCCCUCCCAUGUCCAAACCCUGCUCUGCCCAGAUUCCUCAAAUCUCCUGGAAUUCUCAGCCCAGCGUUGGCAGCCCUGGACUUCAGCAGACUUCUGUCAGAUGUAUGGAAAGACCGAGGAGCACAACAGAGCACAAAGGAGCUGAAACUUUCUAGGAAGCCUUUCUAGUAUCUGCUCCUGUUUCCUCCCCCCUAUUCUCAUCUACAAAGCUUGUAAAAGAACACAGCCCUCCUGUCACCACAUACCAGGAAGUGCUGGAACUAUUUGGGUGCGUCCCAAGUAGAAUUACGAGCCUGAAUUGUGCUGGGCUUCUGGCUCCUGUCCUUCACUCCUUCGGGUGAAAAUCCCUUGUAUGAGUGACAGCUAGAAAUGAAAUAAUCCCUGCCCUGCCCACUCACAGGGCUUUGUGGGUUUAGCAGCCAAGAAAUGACUCCUUGCAGCUAGUGCUGCUGUCAUGUGACCACAGAGCUCAAAGGCCUGGCAGGCGCGGCAUCAUCUCACUCGCCAUUUCUCAAAAGUAGCAGCGGACAGCAGAGGGUCAAAGGCAGCUCCUGACAUUUCCUCUCCUGA